AUGGGGGCUUUGGAAUUGGAGAAGCAUCAGAGAUGUUUCAUAAAGGUUGCUUGUCUCAAUGGUUUUUCUCUUGACUCAAAGAUUGCUGCUUCUGCUCAAAUUCCAAUCAAUUGCUUUAGGGGUUUUGUUACCUUGAGUCUGUAUUUGCCUCUCAAUAGAUCGAGAAGUCCUGCUUCAGCUGCUUGGUUUUUCGAUUCUCAUCAUUAUGCUUUUACCAGGCAAGCCGCCUGUUGCAGGAAAAAUUUUAAGCACAAAAUCAAAGAUAAUUACACCGAAGAAGAAGGGUUCAAUGUAGAUCAGGAUGAACCAGAUCCUGACUGGAGUGAUUGGAGUUUAGAAGUGUUCCCCCCUACGCCAAGACCGUCGCCUAUCUCUUCGGAGCAAGAUCAGUCGGGCCUUUCUUUUUCUGAAGGAGAACAAGCCUUUGAGGGAUACAACCAGAGGGGUUUUAAUUCGUACAUGUCUUUGGACUCGGACAGAACUCAAUCUGAUGAGUUUAACAGCUGGCACAGUGCAAACAGUUCUAAUGGUUAUGAGGCAGAAAAUCAAACUUCUCAAGGCUCCCUGCAAGUGGAAGACCAGGCAUCACCUUUGUCUCAUCUUAGCCCCAGAAGCCCUGCUAACUUCAUCACUUCUGACAUAGAUCCAGACUUUGAGAUGGUUUCAGAUUCGGAAUCAAGCGCCUUCAACAGUAUCUCAGGCCCUGGGCAUAAAGAUUGAACCCAGAACAGCAGAACUACCUCCAUUUGUCUGGUAUUGGCUCCUCAUCUGCAACACACAAUUCAAGGAGAAUUUCAGAAGACGAAUUGGACCAGUGGAGAUCUCAAUAUAAGCCUAGCAAAAGAUUCAAGUGUGCUUCGAGCAGUCUUCCUUGUACCAGUAAGGCAGGCAACUUCAAACCCGGCAACAGCAGCAACAACAACUAUAUCAGCAGCAGCAACAGCAGUAACAACUACCAGUAAUGGCCAUUAUCGCAUACCUGAGCUCAACCUAAUUCCUAUCAAGAUACAUCUUGGGGCCGGUGGAUAAUCAUAUUUUGUCUACAAUCACCUGUCUACUAGUGUGUUUCUAAAUAGUUUUUCUGGUAGUUUAAUCUUUUUCAUCGCUUUGUAUGUGUGUUCAAUCUGUCUCGCUUUGUAGUGUGUAUUUCCCUCUCUACUGCUGAGAGUGCUUUUGUAGAGAGAGAAUAUAUUAGACUUUACUUAGGUUAGUGUCGCUUCGAAGCUACUCUGCUUACGGAGUUUUUUGUUACAACCAGUUCAUCUUGCUUUUCUUGUAAUAGCUUCUGAAGGUUCACUGUGUUUUGCAAGUGUUUAGUCAAUUUUGUUGAAGUGUGCCCUGCUUGAAUUCCUUUUUGGUUC
Messenger RNA from Papaver somniferum (opium poppy), 1361 nucleotides. RefSeq lists its product as uncharacterized. The transcript is spliced from 3 exons. The coding region runs from base 1 to 720 and encodes 239 amino acids. Lineage: Eukaryota; Viridiplantae; Streptophyta; Magnoliopsida; Ranunculales; Papaveraceae. The record is from RefSeq and is a predicted model, not a curated record.